This is a messenger RNA of Acipenser ruthenus (sterlet), 1182 nucleotides long. RefSeq lists its product as uncharacterized. Lineage: Eukaryota; Metazoa; Chordata; Actinopteri; Acipenseriformes; Acipenseridae. Bases 82 to 765 code for a protein of 227 amino acids. The transcript is spliced from 8 exons. The record is from RefSeq and is a predicted model, not a curated record.
UGAACACACAACACAUUGUCACCAGAAUACAGUAUUUCCAGUUGCAGAGAGGAGCAGGAGAAGAAGGAGAGGAGGAAUAAAAUGGGAUGUGGUCGAAGCAAACCGUUUAAGGUGUAUGAACAUGGAGGACAAAAUACAGAGAUCUGUAAACAAUUUACAAGGAAGAUUGAAAAAAAAGGAAACUAUGAAGUAUCAGUUCGUACUGACAUUAAGAAGCCGUCUUUUCUCUAUGUUCAUGAAGUUACCCGGGUUUUCCAUGACAUUAAGAGUGCACUGAAUAGUGCUGGAAAUAUCAAAUCUACAGCCUUUGAACUCCUUGAACUAAUUGACAAUGGAAAUGCCACUGAUGUUGACAAUUCGGGGAUGGAUGAAGAUGCUGCUAGAUUUCCAAGAGUUGAUUCCUAUGAUGCUGUGGUUGUAUUUAGGAAAUUAACACAAUAUGAAAAACCAGACUCCAGUGAUCUCUACUCCAAACCCCGGCCCUUGGGGAUCCCUAAUGAGUUACCCAUCGUUGCAUGCUACUGGCUUGAAAAGAACUGCAAGCAACAACUGUGUAACUGUGAGGAAAACGAGAAGUCUGUGAAGAAGCUUGUUCACUUAAUAAAAAAGGACACGGCCUGCUGCUGCUCCUGCCUCUUCUCACGCUUAUUGUGCAUCCUGGGAGUCUUGAACAGGUGCUGCUGCUGUAUAUGUAUCAAAUGUAGUUGUGACUGCAUGACGCCCCAGAAAGGAAGGGUGUGCAGGGCUGGAGACACAGCAUGUUAAAGAAGAACACCUCGCUCCUUGUUUUUACACUCUGUUUUAACAAGUCAAUUUGUAAACCAAGAAAAAAUCCUUAAAGUGAAUGUAGGAUACCUUCACAAAUUCCUCUUUGCAAAUAAAAUGAUUUAACAUCUGCGUAAAGUAUUUGGUUGUGUUUUUUAGAUGUAUGUUUUUUAUCUUUUGGUGUUUGGGACAAAAUGUACGCAUACAAAAUGUAAAAUACGUGCUCCCCGAAGAAUGUUUGUGUUGCAUAUAAAUAACAAAAAGAAGUGGAUCCAUCCUCUAACAUUUGUAAGCAUCUGUUAGCAUAACUGAAUUACUAGCACCACAUUUUCAGUACUACACAGUAGUUGGUUCCAGACCAUUGAUACAAAAGCGUUUCUAAAAGGAUAAUGUUAAUUGAAUAUAUCCUUGUGCGAA